This is a messenger RNA of Aspergillus pseudoviridinutans, 453 nucleotides long. RefSeq lists its product as uncharacterized. NCBI's taxonomy places the organism in Eukaryota, Fungi, Ascomycota, Eurotiomycetes, Eurotiales, Aspergillaceae. The coding region runs from base 1 to 453 and encodes 150 amino acids. The transcript has a single exon. The record is from RefSeq and is a predicted model, not a curated record.
AUGCGCGACCUUCCGCCCCCAGAAGGCAUGGGGGUGGCUUCGGUUGAUGGUGGAUCGCUUUUUGACUGCCGCGUUCCUGGGCCCUCCUUGCGCUUCGGUCCCUUCGCUACGACCCAGGAUUUCCAUCGGCAUUUACGCAGGGGCAUGGAAUUUGAUCCGAGACUUGACCCUGAAAUUCAGGAACUUAUCAAACAACAAAGCAAAACUUGGCCUCUGGUAUUUACGCAUGGUGACCUUAGCAGUCUCAACAUUCUUGUUCGCGAAGAUGAGAUUGUUGGCAUUAUUGACUGGGAAACCGCUGGUUGGUAUCCAUCAUAUUGGGAAUACACUUCUGCCCACCAGGUCAACCCACAGAACUCUUUUUGGGUGAAUGAGAUUGACAAAUUUCUACAAGCAAUGCCUGAAGAACUGGCUAUGGAACGGAUCCGUCAAAAACACUUUGGAGAUAUCUAA